UGCCAAGAGGAGGAAGAUGGCUGACAAAAUUCUCCCUCAGAGGAUCCGGGAGCUGGUUCCUGAGUCCCAGGCCUACAUGGAUCUGUUGGCCUUUGAACGCAAACUAGACCAGACCAUUAUGCGGAAGCGUGUGGAUAUUCAGGAAGCGCUGAAGAGGCCGAUGAAGCAAAAGCGGAAACUGAGACUUUAUAUCUCCAACACAUUUAAUCCUGCAAAAUCUGACGCUGAUGACUCUGAUGGCAGCAUCGCAUCGUGGGAGCUUCGAGUGGAGGGGAAGCUCCUGGAUGAUCUAAGCAAGCAGAAACGGAAGUUCUCAUCAUUUUUUAAGAGUCUAGUCAUUGAACUGGACAAAGAUCUUUAUGGACCUGACAACCACCUUGUGGAGUGGCACAGAACUCCCACAACUCAGGAGACUGAUGGCUUCCAGGUGAAAAGACCUGGUGAUGUCAGUGUGCGGUGCACAUUACUCCUCAUGUUGGAUUACCAGCCUCCACAGUUUAAACUGGACCCACGAUUAGCACGUUUGCUGGGGAUACACACACAGACCCGAUCUGCCAUCAUCCAGGCUCUCUGGCAGUACAUCAAAACAAAUAAGCUGCAAGACUCCCAUGACAAGGAAUACAUUAAUUGUGACAAGUACUUCCAGCAGAUCUUUGACUGUCCCCGGCUAAAGUUUUCUGAAAUUCCUCAGAGACUCACUAACCUACUGCUGCCUCCAGACCCUAUAGUGAUAAACCAUAUCAUCAGUGUUGACCCCAAUGAUCAGAAGAAGACGGCUUGUUAUGACAUAGAUGUAGAAGUUGAAGACCCAUUAAAGGGACAGAUGAGUAGUUUUCUUCUCUCAACAGCUAAUCAACAGGAGAUUACAGCAUUGGACAACAAGAUUCAUGAGACAAUCGAAUCCAUAAAUCAGUUAAAAAUACAACGUGAUUUCAUGCUGAGUUUCUCCAAAGAUCCUAAAGGGUACAUCCAAGACCUUCUUCGAUCCCAAAGUAGGGAUCUUAAGGUGAUGACUGAUGUAGUUGGAAACCCAGAGGAAGAACGCAGAGCUGAAUUUUAUCAUGAGCCAUGGUCUCAAGAGGCUGUGAGCAGAUAUUUCUACUGCAAGAUUCAGCAGCGCCGGCAGGAACUGGAACAGUCUCUGGGAGUGCGCAACACAUAAGUAUUGCUCAAAAGAUCCCAUUGGCAUCAUGACCACAGAACGAGUGGACUUCUCAGUGUUACUUAGCUCACUGUUACACAUGGACCUGCUUCCUGACUGGAUGGGAAUGUACCAUCGACAAACCAGUCAGAACACCAGCUUUAGAGUGACCUUUGAAAAAACUGCCCACGGGAGGUGUCUCAAACCAUUCCAGGCCAUAGACAGCAGAAGAUUCCUGUGCUCCAUACAGGUGUCAAUGUUAAAGAAGAUUAAAGAUUCAUUCAUCAACCGGCAUCAUUGAGUUCCAGUGGAAAGUUCAGACACUACACAGCAAAUCCUUAUGGGCUAUGCAUAGAAUCAUGGGUGGUAUUGAUGGGGGAGGUUGAGUUGAGUGUUGUAGGAGACUACAGAUUAAGAGAAAUAAAGGUAAUUCUCAUUCUGUUACCUAAGAUUCUCAAAUAGUAACUUCUCUGGAAUAAGACAAGAUAGUCCUGAUAGCUGUGGAAUGCUUUGCGUUCCUGAACAGAGUUUUCACUUCAGCUGGACCAGUAUAAGAAGCCAUCACACCGUGUGAAAUAACAAACUAGGAUGAUUUUCAAUCCUAGAAUGAAGAGCCUCUCUGGAAGGAAAAAAUAUAGUCAGGACAUUUCUUCUGCAAACUUUAAUACUUCCUCUUUCCCUUGCCCCUGCAGUGAAAGGUAGACUGAAUUAUGUAUCACUAGACAGUCUCAUGGGUAUGAUCAACAUGCAGUACGAAGAGGAAGAAAACUAUCUCCAGCAUGAGAGCCUCUUAGGCAUUCUUAGUAUCAGUGGGGUUAGAAAAGCUGAAGUUGAAGCAAGAAAAAAGGCAUUCUUAGAAAAUGCAAAUAACCUAAUGGUGCUUUGCUGAUAUCUGCCUUGAACACAGUGGAUAUUAACAAUAAGUCUAUAGGUAAAAUACGAGAUUUCUUAAACAUUUCUCUCCUUGUGUGCCAUUAGGGAUCAGGACUGAAAAAAAACUUCCCUAACUGUUAAGUUGAUUUAGAAUCCAAGAGGCUUAAACUUCAUGUAACAUGGCAGUUUUCUCUUUACUUCAAGAUGUCAACAGAGUUCCUGGAUUAGUCUCACAUUUUGAUCAUAGGUAAACUGCCUCUUCCUAUUCAGUUCCCCCAUACAUGAUAUGUGCUAGUUGUAUAAGAUGCUGGUGAGUUUUGAAGCCUUAAAUAGCAUAGAGGAACUAUCCCUUAGAAAUCACCUUGUUUUCAAAUAUAUGACAAAUUCAGACUAUCAGAAUUACAACAUAUUUAGCUGGAACCAGGGACAUCUUCAUUAAAUCCUUCCCCCCAUUCCACCUUUUGUAGUGCAUAGAUUGGUUUGUAAUUAAUGAUCCAGCAUGUUUUCUAGUCUAAAAAGCAGCUGCCAAAGUAUAACUGUGUCCUGAUAAUGUAGCACUCAAAAUCCUUUUCUAGGCUUCUCCUCUUCAUCUCCUUUCUUUCACUUUCCUGGAAAGAGAGUCAAGUUCACAUGUGUUAAGGAAGGGAGGCAGCUCUUCUAAGUAAUUAAUUUUGCUAUGGUAUUGUCCUUUUCUCUUCUGCUGUCUUUGCUGAUUUCUUUCAUAUUUGAAAGAAAAGUUUCUUCUGUCUAGUCACAGAAGAGAGAGUCUUCCCUCCCACCCCUUUAUUUAAUACCUCUGCUUUCACAUUACCAGUGCCAUAGCUUUUACUCUGUCCACUGCGUUCAGAGGUGUCUUGAAAAAUUUACAUAUGAUUGGUCAUAUGAUGGCAGUACAACCAUGCAAAACCACUGGUGUAAGGAAAAGCACAGCUGUACCUCUUUGCCCAAGGCCUUUUCCUGGGAAUGGCUUGGCUUGGAUUUUUUUGUGUGUGUGUUAUAACCUCUUUUUUACACUAAAACCUGAAAUCCUGCAGUCUUAAAUUGGUAGAGACUGAGAGGUUGCCAAACAGUUAACAACUUAAAAUCUUAUGUGCUGUAGGACUCUGCUAAUUGGACUACCAGCAAACACUGAGGGAAAACAGUGGGGAUCAUCUGCUACUGUGCUUCCGUAUUUGUUACGCUGCUGUGUCAGUUGUGUGCAUGCUGUCCAGUGUAUAAAACUUUUUCUGUAUGUGGUAAACAGAGCAGCUACAUUCAGGGGAUGUAUUCAGAUCUCCAGGAGUAAUAAAUGCCGAGAAAAAUAAACGAGGAUAUGAGAAAGGAAUGGGGUGGGAUAGAUGCCUGCAGGAUGUCUGCCAGUGAAUUUUAUUUUUGAGAACUUUGCCAUAUGAAUGGCAAAUAUUUGUACAGAAAAAAUCCAGUCAUAUGCCACAGCUGGCAAAAUAAUGGAGCCCAAUCUGCUUUUAGAAUCUCUCUUUAAAAAUAAUUGUAUAGGUCUGUUUCCAAGCCUCUUUCAGAACAAAGUAAUGAAACAAUGUGUUGCUGACCAGUGCAUUCCAAGCAGCACCGCUGGAAUGUGAAGCAAUGUUAAGCACCAAUGCUAUGCUGAAGUGUAUACACACGUAUGUGUUUGUGCACACGCAUGCUCGUGCAUGAUUUGGCCACUGUACAUAGCAAUCCAAAAUUCGAAAAUACGAAUCCAAAAUUCAUAUAUCUCACUGUACAUAUUCUUCCUGCCCAUGAAAAGACUUGUCACCAAAGAAGAGUCUUAGGAAUAGCUGUCAGGUGUCUUCAUUUUGAUUAAAAUGGUGUUUGAGAUUUUGAUUCUUUUAUUCCAUGCUCAGAAGCAGUUUGAGCCUUUUACUGAAGAGACAGAGAGAGAAAUGUUAUCUUCCAUUCCAGGAGUGUAGCCAGGAGCUUGCUUUUAGCAAAAACAGACAUUAUAUUUGAGGAGAAACAAUUGGACAAUUCUGGGAGGAACUGGACCAAAUGCAGCUUGGGCAUGUGGAAAUGAAAGUCGGUAGUACUGAAUAGGCAUGUAAUUCCAGCAGAUUUUGAAUGAUAAAUUUAUUUUAAUUUCAGGAUGGGGGGCUUUUUUGGGUGUUAAAGAUGACAAGACUGUUACUUGUGGUCUUUGGUUUCUGCCACGGUACGAUACAAAUCUGUGCAUACUGCAAUAAAAAAAUAUAUAUAUGUGCAUAGAUGUAGUUAAAUUUAUAGAUGACAAUAUAGAUGAUUGUUAGAAAAUAUAGCAUAAAACUAGGACAAGGUUAAAACAAUUCCUGGAGUACCAGUAGAAGGGAAAUAUAUCUUGGAGCUGAAGCGUUGGCAUGGCAGUUAAAGGAAAAACAAGUGUUUGUGGAAGCAAAGUGCCAGAAUAGAGAGGAGAAUACAGCAGUGGUAAAAGGAAAGAGAAAGGUGGGAGCCACUGAAGUGCCAUUAAGUCAAAGCACAGGAUAACAUGCAGAUUAAUGUUGGAACUAGCACAGUCUAUGUGAUUUUGUAUAUUUUGUGUGCAUGUGUAUAUGUAUACAUAUAGAGGGCAGGAGCAAGAGUCAGUCUCAACUGGUAUAGAGCUUGGGAAAUGGGCAUGCAGGGUACAGCCAAAUGUUCUGCAUUUAAGUUCUGAGACACAUUGCCAAAACUCCUACUGUUAUCAGUAGGGAUUCAGCUAUUUCACUUAUCAGCAUUGGCAGUUCUAGUGCACGCAUGGUUUCAGCUGACAGCUUUUCUACACCACACUGUUUAGAAUUUAUUCUGAUGAAGCUGAGUGAAAUUAUUGGUGUAUAUCCUAGGGCUUCGAAUUUUGCUUAAAAUGUAGUCAGGUGGUGGUUUCUUUUCUUUUUUCUUUUUCUUUUUCUUUUCUUUUUCUUUUUCUUUUUCUUUUUCUUUUCUUUUUCUUUUUCUUUUUCUUUUUCUUUUUCUUUUUCUUUUUCUUUUUCUUUCCUUUUUAACCUCUUUGUGUUGAGAGCCCUUUUAAUGGCAGUGCAAAGAGAUGAGUGGGGAAAAAAAAGGCUCCUUUCUUCCUGAAUAAGGAGGUCUCCUUUCUGUAACUGCUCUGUUGUUUAAUAGGCUGUAUCUGUUCUGCCAGAUCCUGUAUGAUAAACACCUUUUCUGAUCUCACUGAAGAAAAGUACUCCAUUAAAAAGAAAACUGUGGGUUUGGGAGUGAGCAAAUACAUGCAUAAGGAGAGGUGGGGGAGAGACUCCCUCUGCUCUGUAGUCACCUUAUCUUCACUGUUGGAUGCUGAGUGAGUCGUAGAAAAGCUUUUAACAAUAAAUACUUUGUUUCUUUGUA
Molecule: messenger RNA, 5311 nt
Organism: Anas platyrhynchos (mallard)
Lineage: Eukaryota; Metazoa; Chordata; Aves; Anseriformes; Anatidae
Source: RefSeq, a predicted model, not a curated record